AUGUGUGUAUGCAGCCGCCUCAUCUUCACCCACUGCAGCCACAUCGUCACCGACUCAUUCCCCUUCCGCCUCUGCCAAGCUCAGAAAGAAUACCUAGCCGGCUUCGGGGCCGAGCCAUGCAAAACCAAAAGCCAACACGGAUGGGUCUCGCGCAGGUGGCACAGUAAGUGUCCCAAGUGCGUCGCUCUGGACGAGGCGCUGGGACAGGCCAAGGAUAUAAUUAAUAAAGCCAAGAGAGCCCUCGGGGAGAAUAAUGCGACUUAUCGCGCUGUUCUGAUUGAGGUUGGCAUUAAGCUACCGGAUGAGGGCCCUUUGGAUGGCAAUGGUGACAAUGGUGACAAGGGUAAGGAGUGUGGGGGGGAAGGUGUUAAAAAUAUCGAGAAUGAGGAGAAGAAGCGUAAGGAAGAGGAAAAGAAGCAGCGUAAAGAGAAAGAAGCUGCUGGUAUUGCAGAGUUCUUGAGGAAGAGGAAGGAGGACCCAAAUGCUGCCUUGUAUAUGUAG
Molecule: messenger RNA, 501 nt
Organism: Pseudomassariella vexata
Lineage: Eukaryota; Fungi; Ascomycota; Sordariomycetes; Amphisphaeriales; Pseudomassariaceae
Exons: 1
Coding region: 1-501 (166 amino acids)
Source: RefSeq, a predicted model, not a curated record